Cladophialophora psammophila CBS 110553 is the source of this 552-nucleotide messenger RNA. RefSeq lists its product as uncharacterized. The record is from RefSeq and is a predicted model, not a curated record. NCBI's taxonomy places the organism in Eukaryota, Fungi, Ascomycota, Eurotiomycetes, Chaetothyriales, Herpotrichiellaceae. The transcript is spliced from 3 exons. The coding region runs from base 1 to 552 and encodes 183 amino acids.
AUGCCGCUCGAAGCAAAUGCCCCCCCGGGUUAUAUUGAACGAUACAUCCACAGUGAGAUUUACAAGAUGUAUCCUGCCGUCAAUAGCAUCGUACACAGUCAUGCAAGUGCUGCCGUUCCAUAUAGGAUCUUAGACACUUCAACUCCGGUCUAUGAUGUUGCAGAGCACUAUCAACCAGACGAGAUCCGCGACCUCCUGAUCCGGAGUGUUCCUCUCGGGCAGGCACUCGCAUCGUCUUUCUCCAAGAGACAUUCUGGUUUGACAGGACCAGACCAUGCCGUAGUCUUUAUGCGUGGUCAUGGUUCCAGAGUGGUACCAUCCAGCAUCGAAGACUGCAUCUUCCGCGCAAAUUACACCAAAGAAAAUGCUCUCAUUCAGACAACGAGUCUUGGGCUGAGGAACGCAUAUCACAACUUUGAUGAAGCACAAAUUCAGCAUCUGCAUUACGACGAGAUUGAAGGGACUAAGACUAUGGGAGAAGCCACUUGUCACCGGCCAUGGGGGCUCCAGCUUCGGGGGGUGGAAGAUGCAACACCGUAUGGCAAGGAAUAG